Messenger RNA from Teleopsis dalmanni, 672 nucleotides. RefSeq lists its product as uncharacterized. The coding region runs from base 1 to 672 and encodes 223 amino acids. Lineage: Eukaryota; Metazoa; Arthropoda; Insecta; Diptera; Diopsidae. The transcript has a single exon. The record is from RefSeq and is a predicted model, not a curated record. Gene Ontology annotation, molecular function: nucleic acid binding.
AUGAAACAUUUACAUGAGAAGGGACUUCACUGGGGACCGCAAACAAAUUUAGCCCAGGGCAGGCAGCGAUUUUGGCCAAUAAAAGGCAAGAUUAUGGCUCGAUCCAUUGUGCAACAUUGUGUACAAUGCACUCGAGUACGCCCACACAUGUUCAAACAAAUCAUGGGCAAUCUACCAGCUGACAGAGUCCAAGCUCAAAGACCUUUUUUCAACGCAGGUGUGGACUUCUGUGGUCCCAUAUGGAUACACCACAAAACUAGAGGCAAAAGACCACGCAAAGCAUACAUCGCAGUGUUUUGCUGCUUCUCCACGAAGGCAGUACAUUUGGAAGUUGUUAGUGAUCUCACUACAGAUGCAUUCUUAGGCGCUUUGAACCGGUUUACGUCAAGAAGAGGUCGAUGUCAGAACUUAUAUUGUGACAACGCGACUAAUUUUGUGGGCGCUAAAAAUCAAAUGAACAAGUUAGCUGAAAGCAUUCGCAGCACAAAUGCUCAAAACAACAUAAUAAGAUCCUGCUCAGCUCAAGGAAUUGUUUUUCAUUUUAUACCUCCGAGAGCACCACAUUUCGGAGGAUUAUGGGAAGCUGCUGUCAAAUCAGCUAAAUAUCUAUUGAUGCGAACUAUUGGCAACGUGUCACUCACUUACGAGGAAUUGGAAACAGUGGUAACCUAA